ACAAUCUGUUCGACAUGCAAAGUUGACCAGGCUAAUUAGGGUUGCUUUUUUCUUCACGUCCAUCCUUUUCCUUCUUGGCAACUACAGCUCCUAGUGAGUAGCAGCGUUAGUCUGGUUCUCACCACCUUGGGGUAGAGAGGCUCCUGCAGCAUUCCAAAGCGCUUUCUCCACCAUCCAGGCCUUGAGAAUACAACCAGUGUUACAGCAUGAAUGAGCCCAAACGAGCUGACUCCUACCGCUUGUCCGAGGGCGAAAAGAAGUGCGAAUGGAAAGACAGCGCGAAUGAAAAAAUGGCGAACUCAGGCACCCUUGUCAUUAACAAGGAGGACCACACGAUGGGAAACCUGAUCCGGAUGCAGCUUCUGAGGGACAAACAGGUGAAGUUCGCGGGGUACAUUCACCCGCAUCCCUUGAUCCAUAAGAUCGAGCUGCGAGUACAGACCCUGGACAGGGCGCUCUCUACGCCCAUGCAGGCCCUGGAGAACGCCCUCUCCGAUCUCAACCAAGAAUUUACAGGGCUCAAGGCUCGCUUCCAACAGGAAGUCCGACGGGUGCAGGCGGAGCAGGCGGAUAGGGAGUACAGAUAG
Messenger RNA from Nannochloropsis gaditana CCMP526, 587 nucleotides. It is a transcript of the gene RPB11, whose product is annotated as DNA-directed RNA polymerase II subunit RPB11. Bases 207 to 587 code for a protein of 126 amino acids. Gene Ontology annotation, molecular function: protein dimerization activity; DNA binding. The record is from RefSeq and is a predicted model, not a curated record. Gene Ontology annotation, cellular component: RNA polymerase II, core complex. The transcript is spliced from 4 exons. Gene Ontology annotation, biological process: transcription by RNA polymerase II.